AUGCUGGCACCCCUGGCUUUCAACGCGAGUCAGCUUCGCGCGAUGCCGGGCGGCCAGGGUGCAGCAUUGAUCCCCCCUAGUAAUCCCUCCAUUGGCCCGGGCCAGUUCGCUUCUCUCUGCUCUUCCGAUGGAGAUAACUGGGAUAACCUGAAACCCAAGGUCUGCUUCAAACGCGGACGAGCGACACAUGCGAAUGCGACGGACCCCGAUGCGACGGAUUCGUCGUCGGGCGACGAGAGCUGCGGCACGCACUGGGUCAAGACCGCUCGCGUUAAAACCGAGCCUGAGGCUGCGGCGCGCGGUGCGCGUGGCGCGGAUUCCGGAAGCGAAGGCGCAACCGAAAGCUGCCUUCCCGCUUCCUCCGGAGCCUUUCCCUUUUCUCCCCCCGCGGGGAUCUCCCCCUUCUCCGCUUCCGCCUCCCCCUUUUCCGCCUCCGAUACCCGAUCCUUCCCACUUGACCCGUCGCUUGCAAUGCCGGGCCCGUUCUUUCCGCCGUCGUACCCGUCUCCGUUCUUCGCGCCGCACUUAGCGCCGCAUUUGCCGCCGCACAUGCCGGCGUGCCCGAAGCAACUCGCCAAGUGGCAGAAGCAGGCCUCCGUUCCCGUCCCCGUGUCUUCCGCCGCAAUGCGCGCCGCCCAUCGCGGCGACAAGCUCCCCGCGCCGCCCGGUACUCUCCCGAUGGGAAUGCUCGGGGGUCCCUGCUCCCAGUAUCCCAUGCCCGUGAAUUACGGCGGACCUUACGGCGGUUUUUACGGGCCGGCAGAUAUGGCAUCUGCAGGAGCGAGUUCUGCUCAAGCUGGUGCCGCUCCUGCGGCGGCGGCGGCGGCGGCGGCGGCGGGGGCAGCGGCGAGAGCAGCGGGGCGGAACGGCGUUUCUGCUCGACCCAAUCUGCCCUCCGCCCCCUCCGCCCCCUCCGCCCUGUCCGCCCCUUCCGCUUCCGCCCGUCCUUCCCCUAAGCCUGCUCCCGCCGCUCCGUCCGCUUCCAGCCCUCUCUCUCCUCGCUCCGCCAUUUCUCCUCCUUCCGCUUCCUCCCCUCCUUCCGCUUCUUCCGCCCGUUCCGCCCUGUCCGCGCCCUCCGCCCCUCCUCCGUCCGCCGCUCUCGUGCCCACACACCCUCCUCCCCGCGCGUCUUCCGCGGGUCCCCCUACAUCCGUCCCCCGCGCUCCCGCUGGUGUUUCCGCAGGCGCAGCUCCCGCGGGCGCAGCUUCCCCCGCGGGCGUGCAGAGCGCGCGGAACUUCCCGCCCAUGUACUGGCGGGUCGCGCCGCCGUCAGCUGCCGCUGCCGCGUCUAUGCCGAUGGGCUACUUGACGGCCAUGCCCGGAAUGGCCGGCAGUUCUGCCGGCCAGAGCCUGCCGGCGCAGUAUGGAGCCCUAUACGCAGUAGAAGCUUCCCCGUUUCUUCCAUUCGCGCCGCAUGAGGGGGCUUUUGCCUUUGCGCCGAUUAUGGGCGCGGGGGGAUUGGCGCAGGAGCAGGGGGGAGCGGAGAUGGCGGGGAUGGGGAGCCUACCGCAAGGGAUGGGGGUAAUGGGGGGGAUGGCCGGGAUGGGGGGAAUGGCGGGAAUGGGGGGCAUGGGGGGAAUGGUGGGUAUGGGGGGGAUGGCGGGAAUGGGGGGAAUGGCGGGUAUGGGGGGAGUCGAGAUGGGGGGCAUGGGGGGUUUGCAAGGAUUUCAUAUGGUGCAAGGCAUGCAAGGCAUGAACGGCAUGCAAGGGUUGCAAGGGAUACAAGGAGUGCAGGGACAGCAAGGCCUGCAGCGAGUGGAGAGCAUGCCAGGCAUGCAAGAGUUACAGGAGAUGCAGAGGCAACAAGCUGUGCAAGGGGCGCAUGGGAUACAAGGCAUGCAAGGCAUGCACAGCAUGCAAGGGGUGCAAGGAUUUCAGGACUUGCAAGCCAUGCAGGGCAUGCAAGGCAUGCAGGGGGUGCAGGGCAUGCAAGGCGUGCAAGGAAUGCAAGCGUUUCAAGUGAUGCCACCGAUGCAGGGCAUGCACACACUACAGGACAUGCAAGCAAUGCACGGGAUGCAGGGCAUGCAAGGCAUGCAAGGGAUGCAAGGGAUGCAGGCAAUGCAGGGGAAGGAGAAGCAGCACGGGAAGCUGAAGCGGGGCGAGGGCAAGGACAAGGCGGCUCACCGCUACCGCGGCGUGAGGCAGCGGCCCUGGGGCAAGAGCAAGGUGAGCCGCGCUCAGUGUGUUCCCGGCAAGGAUUGCCAUACGGCUUCUGGUGAGGGCAAGGACAAGGCGGCUCACCGGUACCGCGGCGUGAGGCAGCGGCCCUGGGGCAAGUGGGCUGCGGAAAUCAGGGACCCAGCGAGGGGGGUGCGGCUGUGGCUGGGCACGUACGACACAGCAGAGGACGCUGCUAGGGCCUAUGACGCUGCAGCCCGAACCAUACGGGGCGCCGAUGCCCAGACAAACUUCGCCGACCCAAACCCCCCCGCUGCUGCUGGCGCUGCUAGUGAUGGUGAUGCUGCUGCAGCGUGCCUGCUGUUUCCAAGCUCCGGCCCUGAUGCUGCCGCUCCAGGUGCAGCUUCAGGUGCUGCUUCAGGUGAUGCUUCAGGUGCAGCGGAUCCAGGGUCGGCCACUGUUGUUGGCGUUCCAGCUGUGUAUGGCAAUGCUUCAGGUGGUUCAGGUGCUCUGGCUGCUUAUGGUUCAGGUGCACGCGAGCAAGGUGCAUCAGGGAUGAUGAUGAAGCUAGAGCAAUGCCAAGAUGAUGAUCCUGAUGCCACAUGUCAUGAUGUUGAUGCUGGCAUGUGGGCUCUGGACAUGCCUCUAUAUUUGGAGGCUGGUGACGAUGGCAUGGAUAGUCUGUCCAUGGCUAUGGUAACAACUGGUAGAAUGCCUUCGUCCGAUCACACUGCCGUUCCGGAUCCUUGGACCUCUCGCCCUUCCGCUUCAGGACCUCUGCCUGGAGCGAUGCGUCCGUCUGCUGCACCUAGACCGACCCCACAUCGUUCUUACAGCCAAGGGGUUUCGCGGUAUCCCGCUAACAGGCCACCUUCCGCGAUCCACGGCAUCCCGGAGCUUUCCACGUCUCCUUCCUUCGAGGAGGCCUCGCUACUGAUAGGCGAGGCCAUGACUUUCGAUCGCACGAACUGGCACCCGCACGCUUUCGGCUCCUCCGCUUCCGUUCCCGAACUCUCCACGUGGCAUCCCGGGAAUCACGGGGUCGGCGCUAAUGCCGCCUCGAACAGCCGGCCCACGGUCGGCGCGGCCGUUGCAGAAGCGGGUGACUUGAAGCCUAUUGGCGCUAACUCUGGUAACGCCGAGGCAGAGAGGCCUUGGUUUCCUGGAGCAUCUGGAGAAACGAUUCCUGUCGGUAGUGGAGGGCCGUUUUCGGCGCAAAGCGGAGGGUUGUUUACAGGGCUUCCAGUGCAGGAGCAGCAGCGGUGUGCGCUUCCGGAUUCGGAGAUGGGAUGGGGGGACGCGGGGGGCGCUGGGGCAGAGGAAGCGGGGAGGGCGGGAGGCGGAAGAGGGGAAGGCGGGGCGGGGGUACGGGACGACGUGGCGGACGUGGAGUUCGCUGAUUGGCUGAUGGUUCCUGGGGAAGGGGAAGGGGAGGAGGGGAUUCCGGGGGAUUUGCUAGGAGAUGGAGGCCAGUGUGGACCUGAUGCCUGUGUGGCAGGCGGUGUAGUUGUGGAUACUGCUGAUGCUCGUCCUGUUGGUGCUGUUUCUGCCGGUGAUGCUUCUAUCGGAGAUGCUUCUAUUGUGGAUGUUUCUGGUGGAGAGGUAUCUGGUGGUGACGCAUCUGGCGGUGCUGUUUCAGACAAGCGUGUGCGGGGCGGGUGCCUCAUGAGCGUGCUACAGUCAGGUGCAGCUGUGGAAGAGCUGGCUCAAGCAGGCCACGAGGAGGGGAAUCUCGCUAAUGAUGAUAAUGGUGAUGGUGAUGGUGAUGAUGACGACGAUGGUGAUGAUGGUGAUGAUGAUGUGGCUGAUGGUGAGCAUGACGUGGCCGACGGUGGUGCUGACGUGGCGGCCUUGGAGCUCAAUACGGACACAGAUGCUGACUUCAGCGCCUUUGCUGCGCCGUUUGCGUCUGGCCCGUUUGCUGCUAGUCCGUUUGUCAGUGGGUUCAGCGGAUUUGGCCACCUUGGGGGGCACAUGCUACUGGAGGAGCCAUCGUUUGAUCUCGACUUUGCUGCCUUUUGGGGGUUUGGGACAGCACAUGAGGACGCGGCUGGGGUGACUGCAGCGGGUGUGACUGUACCGAGCAUGUCAGCUGCGGAGGGGGCAGUAGUGGAAGCAGCAGGGGCUGGAGGGAUGAGCGCGGGGGCGGAGCUUUUAGGUGGAGCGAAGGAGGCGGAAGCAGAGGGAGCCGCUGCAGGGACAGCAGGGGGGGAUGGAGAUGGGGCAGGGGAAGGGGAAGGGGAAGGCGACGGGGAAGGGGAGGGGGAAGGGGAGAAUGAGGGGGGGGGGGGGGGGGCGGAAGCAGGGGGGACAGCAGGGCUGGGCGGGGAAGCAGGGGUUGAUGUGCAUGGGGAGGCGAUGGACUGUGAUAUGAUGUUCAUGUCUUGGGGCAUGCCCGUCAUGCCCCCUGCCCAGCAGCCCAAGGCCUCAACCCAGCAGAACAAGCCUCGGGCUGGCCAGGCCAAGAGUAAAUCCGCCCAGGAGAAAGCGCAGGCUGGGAAGCAGGUUAAGGCAGAGCAGGCUCAGGGCCAGGUGAAUCGCGUUCAGGUUCCCAUGCCCUCCCCUUCCAACUGCUCCCACACGCCCCCCCUCCCCUCGCACUCCUUCGGCACCCUCCCCCCCUCGCGCACUUCCCCUCCUCUGCACCGCUCUACAUCCUCCUCCACCCCUUACCCAGCAGCCUCAGCAGCACUGACUGUCAGCGGCCCCCUCAAAAGAACCGCCACACACUCAGGCCCUUCUUCUGCCCGCGCUAUACCCUCUAAGAGGCUCUCCAGUUCUCGUUAUAAGGGCCCGGGAGGAGUUUCAGCUGCGUUCAUUGCGCCUGGAAAUCCGUUUGGCGUGUCUCCGUCUCCUCCUGGGCAUUCCAGUGUGUUUUCCCAUCUGUCAGCAUCAGCGCCUGCCACAGCAUUCCCGCCUCAGGUGUACUCGAUGUCCGUGGCGCCUGGAGCAGGGUUCCUGCCAGGGUCUCUGGGAGCAGCAGGAGCAAUGCCAGGUGGUUUUUCAGGUAGUCGGCCAGGUGCUUUCUCAGGUGGUUUCUUCCAUGGGGGGGUUCCUGGGUCUGUUGCAGCACCUGAGCGCAUGCACCUGAUGAUGGCCGGUGGGCCUGGAGCUGUGCACCAGAUUUCUCCUGGGAUGCGUCAGGUGGUCGGUCAGGUGCCUGCAACAAUGGUCCCGGCACACCCUAUGCACCACCCGUACCACCCACACAUCUCACACCAUCCUCAGCACCACAUGGUGGGAUUCUCACCUGCAGGUGCAGCAGGGGUGUCAGGUGGGAGAAUGGGCAUGUAUGGGAUGGGAGGGGGCAGCAUGAGUGUUAGUAUGAGCAGUGGGGGCAGCAGCAUUGCGAGCAGGGCAGGAGUGGGUGCAAUGGCAGGUACAGCGGGACAGGCAGGGGGAGUGGGGACAGGCGGGGUGGGAGGAGGGGCAGUAGGGGCAGCGGCAGGAGGAGUGGGAGGAGUGGGAGGAGGAGUGGGGGCAGGGGGAGUGAGUGCGGAGCUGAUAGUGAAGAGGAAGAGGGGGAGGCAGAAGAAGGUGCCUUCCAAAAUUGGCCCCUGUGGUGCCACCACCAAUCUGCGCCCCCUCGCCCCGAGAAACGCUGCUGCCGCUGCUGCUGGUGCUGGUGCUGGUGCUGGUGCUGCUGGUGCUGGUGCUGGUGGUGGGUCUGCUGGUGCUGCUGCAGCAGGGGGAAUUGGAGGAGGAGGAGCAGGAGUGGGCGGAGCAGGAGGGGCAGGAGGGGCAGGAGUGGGGAUUGGGCAUGGGGUUGCUACAGCUGCUGCUACAGCCGCAGGCAUGGCUGUAGCAGGACCGGCGUUCCCCCCAGGUUCCUCAUCUCAAUUUGGUCUCCAGAGAAUGAUUAUGUUACCCGCCACUGCCGCCCACAUCCCUGCCGCCCACGUCCCUGCCGCCCACGUCCCUGCCGCCCCACAGCCCUCGUUUUUGUCACACUUGCCAGGAGCACACCGCUACCCCAUGUCUGCGCACCCGCCCAUCCAUUUCAACGGGGGGAUUAUGGGCGUGGGCAGUGCUGCUGCCCUGCCGCCACAUGCGGGCCAAGAAUAG
This is a messenger RNA of Closterium sp. Yama58-4, 6186 nucleotides long. NCBI's taxonomy places the organism in Eukaryota, Viridiplantae, Streptophyta, Zygnematophyceae, Desmidiales, Closteriaceae. The record is from the annotation of a GenBank genome assembly.